AUGCAGUGGUUCCUCGACUUCCAGAAAGAGUGUGAGCGCAAGGAGGAGGCAAAGAGACUGGCCUUGACCGUUCUGAAGGCGAAUCCUCUGCACAUCGAACCUUGGAUGACCGCUCGCGACCGGUGCGACUGGAUGCCGUUCUUCUGCAACGCAGGAGCAGCAGGAUGCAUGGGUUGCUGGGGCGUGCGCGAGGCGCUUCGAUUCCGUGUCGCGAGUGCGAGAUGCCUUCGUGCCUUGGAAGCCGACGGUGAAUGGAGAGCCCUGACGUUCCUCGGCAGAAGCCGCAUGGGCCUGGAAGCGCGGGGGUCCCACGGGGCGGGCCUGCCUUCUGCUCAGGAGUUCGCUGCCGCGUAUGAGAAGGUCAUGUGUUUCUGCCUGCUGGAGCCGAGCUUUGAGGUGCGGCUGCUCCUGGGAGGCGUUGGCGAUGAGCUCGCCGACGAAUACAGGACCCACAAGGCGCUGAGAUUUGAUGUAAAGCACGCUUCUUCGGUUGGUGCGGUGGCAGAUGUGCAGAUGGGAUAUUGGGACAACGACCACGCCUCUGAUGACGGUUGGGCGGAUGCAGACUGGAGCGACGCUCCACCAGAUAUUUUUAACCAGUUUGAAUCAUGCGCAGAUUCAAUUCAUUUGGUUGUUCAAUACAAGGGUAAACAGUACACGCUUGCGGAAGCGUUUGCCAAUGAAGGAUCACGAGGUAUAUCUUUUGAUUUGGUAAACACGCUGUCGCCGCUGAUGCAGAUACACUCUUGCGGAGAUCGACAGUUUUGCUGCGAGGUGAUUUUCCAUGUGGAAGCGUACAUUCCGACAGCUACGUUCACCCAUUUUGUGGGCCUUUGUCAGCGCCCAAGCUUCCCAGCGUUGGCAUUGGGGGAUGCGCUUCUACCUGCCAUUGACACGCCACCAACACUGGACCUAGUUGGUUCAGCAUGGAGCUCGCAUGACAUCGAUUCGUAUCCGAGCAAACACAAUUUUUCCUUCCAUGGCACAAUGAUGAUGCAGCCAUUGACGUCCAAUUCUACAGAUCUUCAGGCUGCGGUUCCUGCAAGGGAGCGCGCUCGCCUAGCCUUGGCAUCGAUGCUUAGACCUGCAGCAGAAGCUCAUGACGAAAAUAGCAACGCGCUCAGGUUGCUCAGCGAGCUGAUCGUGCAGCAAAUCGGCCGAUUGACAGAGGCCAAUGGAGCUGUACCGCGCGACCUCGAGGCCAGCGUAGUCGGUCAACUUGCAUCGCUGGUGGAAAUUGCAGGCCGGGAUGGGAAUCGAUUCCGGGGGCUGUCGGCUGACGAUGCGCUCGCUGCUGUUGCGGACAUGGCGAACCCAGAUGCUGUCAUUUACGAAGCAUCUAUCAGCCCGAUGGGCGAUUGGGAAUGGAUGGAGGACACGUUUGAGGUAGAUCGCGUCUCCCUCUCCGCGCUAGACUCGCUCGGGAGAGUCCGAUUCCAGCUGCACGCCAUGGAGAUGCCCUCAGCGCGCCUCGGUCAUCGGCCUGCCCGUGGAGACACCAGGCAUGCCACCGGGAUGAACGGCAAGGUGUCGGUGUACUUCACUCCGUGCCGCCUUCGCCUGACAUUCCUCGACGGCUCAAUUGCUGAAUCGGUCGUUGGCGCACGGGGCAGUUCGGCCGAAUGA
Prorocentrum cordatum is the source of this 1626-nucleotide messenger RNA. NCBI's taxonomy places the organism in Eukaryota, Dinophyceae, Prorocentrales, Prorocentraceae. The record is from the annotation of a GenBank genome assembly.